Messenger RNA from Bipolaris sorokiniana ND90Pr, 1569 nucleotides. RefSeq lists its product as uncharacterized. The transcript is spliced from 4 exons. The coding region runs from base 288 to 1463 and encodes 391 amino acids. The record is from RefSeq and is a predicted model, not a curated record. Lineage: Eukaryota; Fungi; Ascomycota; Dothideomycetes; Pleosporales; Pleosporaceae.
CACAUUUCUAAAUCACCCGUGUUAUGCACCAUAGUAACGACUCGAAUCCGCACGUUGGCUUACACCCAACAUAGGCACACGGACCUUUGUUCAUACCUGGAGCUUUUUUCCACUGUUUGUAAUAUAGCGCCUUCGGCCCCGCAGCUGUCCACUAUUGACGGAAGCUACUGAAAGCCACAACAACAAGUCUUUGUUCGCAAAUCCUCUCUGCAGCAUAUCCUGGUGUCGCCUUAACGUCAACCAUGAAUCACGCCUGGGCUGGCUUACAUGCUUCCUAAGUCAAGCUCAUGAGCAACAAUAAUGUUUUGCCUCCAGGCUAUAAAGCUUGGGGUCCAUUUAUCCCCGACAACUACACCAUACAUCCAGUGAGCCGAUCGGAUAUUAUCUUAGCGAGCACUGCGUUCGGGAUUGCCAACAUUUUUGGCCUCUCCGCAGCUUUCAUUGGUUUCAGGCAAACGAGAGCGUCCCGGCAGCCGUGGAGAAAUGCAUAUAUCUGGAUGAUAUGGUUGGAAUUGGCUGCUUCGGUAGCCAUUGCCGUAGUGUGCCUGCUGUUCUUACUAAGAAUCAUACGUCCCAGUUUUUACAUGUACAUGGGCAUCUUGGUUUGCUGGGUGAUUCAGAUUCAAGUGUUGCCACAAAUUAUCGUCAAUCGAAUUCGCGUGGUUCUGCCGGAUAGACAGCGAGGAAGACAUCUGGCUAUAGGAACCGCGGUCGUCGUCACUUUGAUCAACAUUAGCGUCUUUUGCGUGUGGAUACCCGCGCGUCUUCAGAUCAGUCAAAGAUGGAUACGCAUCAACUCUAUCUGGGAUCGAAUCGAGAAAGUUCUUUUCCUACUCUUGGACGCGUACCUGAACUGGUACUUCAUCAAGACCGUACAAUCCGAGCUCGUGAGGAAUGGCCUGAACAAGUACAACCGCCUAGUCCGCUUCAACAAACGCAUCAUUGUAGUCUCACUCUUAUUCGACGUCAUGAUCAUUGCGGCAAUGAGCAUCCCUAACGGAUUCGUCUACGCCAUUUUUCACCCGCUGGCAUACCUAGCCAAACUCAACAUCGAAAUGUCAAUGGCCCAUCUCAUCCGCACCAUUGCUCUCGCCACCCCACACAACCAGAACCGCAUGUCCUUCAGAGCUUCAAAAUCUUCAAUCCAAACAAGCCCAUUCACUACGGACAUCUUCGCCGAAGUCCCCAUGCCACGCCGUAUGCUCAUCCGAGGCCUCUUCAGCCGCAAUCAGCAUGGCAUGCUACAGAAGGACGCACAACGUAGGCGGUCGCGAUAUGACUCUACGCAACCUUCAGGUGCACCGGAUGUGGAUUUGCAGUCUCUGGAGCCACGAUCUAGCAAGAAUGAUACGCCCAUCGCGGGCGAUAGUGUGGAUAACAUUACGUGCAUUGAAGAUACGCGGCAAGUACUCGAAAAUGCGCAUACGCCGCAGCAUGUUGGCGUGCUGGAUCCAGAAGUCUAGCCUUUUUGUGAGAAAGAUGGAGUGUGAACGCUGAGAUUGAUCUUGUAAUAAUGUCCGUGUACUUCUAGUGUUUAUGACUUAUGAAUGGUUUUUUUGUUAUUGCGGA